GAAAUGGCGUGUCUUCAAAGAGAUCACCGAACUAUUCAUUCUCGUGCCGGCAUUGCUUGGCCUCAAGGGCAAUCUCGAUAUGUGCCUCGCAUCACGUCUAUCGACACAGGUCAAUUUGGGCAAUAUGACCACGCGUAAGGAAGUCAUCAAAAUGAUUGUCGGCAAUAUUGCAUUGGUGCAAGUACAAGCGACGGUCGCCUCAUUUUUGGUCGCUAUGUUUGCUACUGGUGUGGGUGCGGCGAUGGAUGGCAAUUUCUAUUUCGAACAUGUUAUGCUGCUGACGGCAUCCGCCAUGUUUACGGCGACCUCAUCGUGCUUUGUUUUAGAUUUUGUAUUAGUGGCUGUGAUAUUAUUAUCUGAGAGAUUUAAUUUGAAUCCCGAUAACUUGGCAACACCGUUAGCGGCAUCUAUCGGUGAUGUCGUCUCCAUAAGUUGUUUUUCCUUCAUUGCUUCCCUGCUGUUCGAUCAUAUAAGUGAGUAUAACUUUGUUCACUUUAAAACAGCAUUUUCCGUUUGAAUCGGCAU
Messenger RNA from Rhagoletis zephyria (snowberry fruit fly), 525 nucleotides. Its product is annotated as solute carrier family 41 member 1-like. The record is from RefSeq and is a predicted model, not a curated record. Gene Ontology annotation, molecular function: monoatomic cation transmembrane transporter activity. Gene Ontology annotation, cellular component: plasma membrane. NCBI's taxonomy places the organism in Eukaryota, Metazoa, Arthropoda, Insecta, Diptera, Tephritidae. Gene Ontology annotation, biological process: monoatomic cation transport.